UUACUCAACACGAUUAUUGGGGAAGAGAAUAAGAAUUAUGAUGCAGAUUUUAAGAGGAUAAAGAUAUUAAAUGAUGAAACGAAGAUGGUAGAGCUUGGUAGCCAUCGAGAAAAUAUUAUGCCUUCUAAUCCUAAUAUACCAGCUGUAAUUGACAAAGUAGGACUGUUUAUUGAGAAAGAUAAUGAAUUGACAGUAGAGACUGUAAUUUCUAAGAAAGAUGAUGCAAAUCUAUUUCUUCCCACCAACAGAAUAUGGAAAAUUUAUCAUUCUGAACGUUUUCAUUUUGCGAUCAAGAAAAGAUAUCCAAAAUAUGAUAAUGGUGUAAUGGGAGAUAAUUUUUCUACCGAGCGGAUUAUUGGUGAUGGAAAUGGUCUCUUCAGAUGUAUAAGCAAAGAAGUUUGUGAUGACGAAUGCCAAUACGAUUUUCUGAGACAGCAAUGCAUUCUCUUUAUGAGAAGCAAGGAUAUUGUUGAGCAGAUGGAGGGGUUUUUGGGAGAACCCGUAACAAAUAUUUGGAGAGAACAGGCAUGGCUCAAAAUGCAACUUAUGGAACAGACGUGGAGAUAGUUGCAUUGGCAACUAUGCUUCAAACAAAUAUAAUUAUCCAUACCAUUUAUAAAUGGGCAUAUUACACGCCAAUUAAAAAAAUUAAGAUACAUUAAAAAAUUUAAUUUGAAUAUAUAUUUAAGAAAUUAUCGCAAACAUUUUGACCGCAUAAUAAAUUUUAAUUAAUCUUAUUUAUAUCGUAUAUAUUUAUAUCGCAUAUCUUAUUU
Messenger RNA from Gordionus sp. m RMFG-2023, 773 nucleotides. RefSeq lists its product as uncharacterized. The coding region runs from base 85 to 567 and encodes 160 amino acids. The record is from RefSeq and is a predicted model, not a curated record. The transcript is spliced from 5 exons. NCBI's taxonomy places the organism in Eukaryota, Metazoa, Nematomorpha, Gordioida, Chordodea, Parachordodidae.